AUGUCCAAAAGAACUAAGAAAGUCGGCAUCACAGGUAAAUAUGGUGUCCGUUAUGGUUCCUCAUUAAGAAGACAAGUCAAGAAGUUGGAAGUCCAACAACAUGCUAGAUAUGAUUGUUCAUUCUGUGGUAAGAAAACUGUGAAAAGAGGAUCUGCAGGUAUUUGGAACUGUAAAUCCUGUAAUAAGACAGUCGCAGGAGGUGCUUAUGCCGUAUCCACCGCUGCAGCCGCCACAGUUAGAUCUACUAUUAGAAGAUUAAGGGAUAUGGUCGAAGCAUGA
Messenger RNA from Naumovozyma dairenensis CBS 421, 279 nucleotides. RefSeq names its product 60S ribosomal protein eL43. The record is from RefSeq and is a predicted model, not a curated record. Gene Ontology annotation, cellular component: ribosome. Bases 1 to 279 code for a protein of 92 amino acids. Lineage: Eukaryota; Fungi; Ascomycota; Saccharomycetes; Saccharomycetales; Saccharomycetaceae. Gene Ontology annotation, molecular function: structural constituent of ribosome. The transcript is spliced from 2 exons. Gene Ontology annotation, biological process: translation.